AUGCAGACCAAGGCCAUCAUCUUCGCGACUGCCCUCGUGGGCUCCGUCGUCGGCCAGGCGCCCCCGCCGGCCGAGUUGGGCUCGGGCUCCAGGGCCUACUCUGCGGUGCCGCCGCCGCCGACCACCAGGCCGGAUGAGUGGGAGCAGUCGUGGGGCUCGCACGACUGGCACCGCCCUUCUUCGUCGGAGGAGCGCUCUCGCAGCUCGCACGACUGGCGCCCAACGUCGUCCGAGGAGCACUCGUGGCCCUCUGCGAGCCGUCGCCCUACUUCGUCCGAGGAGCACGCUUGGAGCUCGCACGACUGGCGCCCUACUUCGUCGGAGAAGCACACUUGGAGCUCGCACGACUGGCGCCCUACCUCGUCCGAGAAGCACUCGUGGACCUCUGUGAGCCGUCAUCAUACUACUUCGUCUGGGCAGCACACUUGGCGCACCGCCAGCCGUGAACCCCAUGCCUCCGUCGUCACCAAGACCAAGGUCGUCAGCCGCUACACCACCUACUGCCCUGAGCCUACCACCGUCAGCAUCGGCACCAAGACGUACACCGUGACUGCGCCCACCACCCUGACCAUCACCGAGUGCCCCUGCACCGUUACCGAGACGCACAAGAGGCCUCCUCGGCCUCACACCAAGGAAGUCUCUCGCCCUGCUCACACCGAGGAAGCUUCUCGUCCUCCUCACACCAAGGAAUUUUCUCGCCCUCCUCACACCGAGGAAUUCUCUCGUCCUCCCCACACCAAGGAAGCUCGUCCUUCUCACACCAGGGAGGCUCCCUCCAAGCCGCCUGUCCAGACCACCGGUGCUCCCCAGCCUCCCCCAGCUGCCACCACGACGGGCGUCGUCGUUGCCGGCGCCGACGGUCUCACCGCGGCCUACGGCUUCGCCAUGGCUGCCGCCGGUCUUGUCGGUGGUGUUUUCGCCUUGUAA
Metarhizium acridum CQMa 102 is the source of this 927-nucleotide messenger RNA. RefSeq lists its product as uncharacterized. Gene Ontology annotation, cellular component: fungal-type cell wall. The record is from RefSeq and is a predicted model, not a curated record. Gene Ontology annotation, molecular function: structural constituent of cell wall. Lineage: Eukaryota; Fungi; Ascomycota; Sordariomycetes; Hypocreales; Clavicipitaceae. Gene Ontology annotation, biological process: fungal-type cell wall organization.